Anneissia japonica is the source of this 1473-nucleotide messenger RNA. RefSeq lists its product as uncharacterized. The transcript is spliced from 3 exons. The coding region runs from base 87 to 485 and encodes 132 amino acids. NCBI's taxonomy places the organism in Eukaryota, Metazoa, Echinodermata, Crinoidea, Comatulida, Comatulidae. The record is from RefSeq and is a predicted model, not a curated record.
UUUUAUUGUCGCUAUCCAACAUUAAUAAUUAUUAUAAAUUAUAAGCUCUUUAAUUAUAUCGUUACUGACAAAAAUGUAACAAGUAAAUGUUUUUACUCUUAAACACAGCCUGUACUAAUCUUGACCGAUGCCCAAUCGCAAGUUGCAAAACUCGAUUCGAAGAAGAUGACAUUGGUUGCCCGAUAUGCGCAUGCGUACCCUUUCCAAUAGAGAAUGUGUCCACUUCCAAAACUACGGUACCAGUUGUCGACCUGGACGUUACGCCACCGGAAUCUUCUCAAAUGGGAACCGUGGAAACCAGUUUAUCUUCCAUUAUGACGACAGUGCUCGAGUCUCAGAUCGAUACUCCAAGUCCAAGUACUGCAGACUCUGAUUUGGCCGGUGAUAGCAUUCGAGCUGAUCCCGACAACGACGAAGAUCGAAACCCAAAAUACCAGAGUUUUAUUCCAGAUGUUCCGAAGAACUACACAAUACCGAAUCCUUGAUAACAGAAAUAUUUGCUGCGUUCUUUCUGAAAUUUUGUAUACAAUAAUGUCAAAGCUUAAGGGAUAUUACUCCAUACAUUUUAAUUAUUAAUAGGAGGAGUAAUUUUAUCAUAACCAUCAGCCAUAAAUAUAUGGUUCGUAAUGACUGUGUGUUUUGUGGUUUGAACGCGAAAUCAUCGUCAUCCCAUUAUCAUUAUCAACAUUACAUCUUUAUCAUCAUCGUCCUCAUCAUCAUCACCAUCCUCUUCCUCUUUGUCGUACUCAUUGUUCCUAACCUAGUCAUUCAAUUCAACUCACAGUCAUCUAUCUAUGUACUUCCUGAUCUACCUCUACAACUCCUUCUUUUAAUAUUAAAAUGUUCCCUCAAGUAGCAAAGGUGACAAUUGUAAAUAGUAAUAACAAUUAAUUGUGUGAAUAAAAAGGUAAUAUUUAUAUUUGAUUAGUACUUAAUAAUAAUUAGUACAAUAACAUAUUAAUAAUAUUUAUAAUAGCAAUAAUAUCAAUAAUUUAUAUAACUUACGUGUCUAAAAUUCCAAAUAAAAUCAAGAUUAAAGGCGCUUGUACCAUGUAAAGAUACCAAUUUAGAUACAUUUUAAGUAAGAGAUGCUACUGUACCGUGUGGUACAUUAUGUGUUGUAGUAAAUUUACAUAAUUGUUUCAGGGAUUAAACUACAGGCUUUAGAUAGCAAGUGGUUUUAUUGCAAUUUGGUACUAUAACAAAUGUAAUUAUCUAAUUUGUGUAGGAAAAAAUGUUUAAAUUUGUAAUUGCAAUGUUUACAGCUUUCAAAUGUUCCUCAUUAAGGUAGAAAAAUUGACGAUCCAUUUCUAUUCCUUACAAAGGUCUGACAUGGUAUUAACACUAGUUUUAAUUAAUAGUGUUUAUAAGAAAAUAUUCUCAUCUGAUAGAUAAAUGGUCCUUACUGAGCAGAUAUUUAAGAUUAAGAUACACGCACAUUUCAUAUUAAAGUUGUUUAAUUUCUUUCUUCAU